GCGAGACACACACACACACACACACACACACACACACACACACACACACACACAGAGAGAGAGAGAGAGAGAGAGAGAGAGAGAGAGAGAGAGAGAGAGAGAGAGAGAGAGAGAGAUUACCACCCUUUAAACCGUGGCAGAAGGGUAUAGGGCUCUUCCCACUGUGCAGAAUCGCGUGAGGGAUCGCGACCACGGUCCGGUGUGCAGACCUGGAUUUAAUAGUGGUCAGAUUGGUUUGUCCCCCGUUUCGCUUCUUGUACCACAUAUACACGGUGUGACGAUAUAUUCUUGAUCUUGAUAUUUUUCCUUUGUAAAAAUUCUCCGCUUCAGAUUUUGCUCAGCGCGUUCCAUUCGAACUUGCUGAUUCUUUGGAUUCGUUUUCAGGGUAGAAAGCCACGUGGCAGGUGAUUGGAUUACUUUCUCUCUCUCCCCCACGCGCUGUUGUUUAUAGCCGACUACAAGUACUACUCUUGUGUCGUCAGAAGGCCACGUGGCGGCUGAUGAUGUGAUGAUGGAGGAGCACACACAUGCCGCAUGCAGCAGAGUAGUCUUCUCCUGGCUGAUUGAAUUGAUUGCUCUAUUUUCUUGAUUGCUUGAUUGCUUGAUUGCUUGAUUGAAUUUCCCGCGGUCUGGCAAAAUAUUUUUUCCUAUUCCGGAUCUCUCGGUAUCCACUUUCACUCACAUGUUUGCUUGCUUGAUUGAAAUUCCCGAGCAAGGCAGUUGUAGAAGCCAUCAUUGGCCAACACUUCCCCCCCCCCCCCCCCUUCCCCUUGCAGCCACAGCGUCCUUGUUCAACGGCUUUAUUUUGUCCUUUUCCCCCUAUCUUUUUCUUUAUCCUUGUCUUUCUUAUUCUUGUUUUUCAUUUUUUUAAAUCUUUUUUUAAUCUUUUUUCCUUUUUCUUAUCGCAAUCUUAUUUUUCUUGGCUGCCUUUCUCCAUGCAUUCUUAAAAAAGGCUCUGCGUCGCUUCCGCGUUUCUUGAUAUCUGCUCGCGCGUCCGAAAAGGUUGAUCUUCCCGGAAGUGUCAUCUGUCUUUUCCCUUGUACAAACGUGUCAUCUGACUGUUUGUCAUAAUUUUUCUUUCUUUUCCCCCCCGUCUUCCGUCGAAUGGUACGACGUGUCAAUCUAGAGGUUAUCCCGGUGCUGUCGUUCUGCUUCAAUCCAACGAGUCGUCUUUGAUUGUGACUUUCGAGGGAUCCCGACGACGAACUGGUUGGCGAUCGCGCCACGUGACUAAGCCAGUCAGAAUUCCCCUUCCCUCCGUCCUUCCCCCCCCCCCCGGGUUUCCCUAGCCAGGGGGGCCGCCUUUCCCUUGGACGUUGCUGUUCGCGGGUUGGCCUGAGUUUGUUGUGUUGCCUUACACAACUCCAGUCGGUCUCUCAGCGCUUUCGGAAUUUAGUAGUUACCUAAAGGAUUGCGGAAGUGUUUUCCAGCUAGCGUGAUUGAUUGAUUGAUUGAUUGAUUGAUUGAUAUAUAGAUAUCGUUUUGAUCGGCGAAAAGGGAAGACAGUUCGUCAUCUAAACGCUUGCGCAUUCCAAUUUUGGAAUGAUCCGUGUCAUCAUCACCCAGGGACUGAUCUCCACAUCCGUUUGGUUUAUUGGAUAUCCGCGCAAAGAGAAUAUCCGUUCAAAUGCCCAGAUCACUCUCGAUGCUUGGGUGACGGAAGACGAAUUCCUGAAAAGGCUGGGAAUAGAUAUAGAGUCGCUGAGUCAGCAGCAUCAACAGCAACAGCAGGGGAAUUUGCUAGGUGGAGGGGGGGGAGGAGUAGGAGGAGUAGGCGGCGGCGAAGGGGGAGGAGGGGGCGGAGUGGUAGUAGGGGGGUCUUGCCAGGGGUAUGAUGGUGGUAGUGGCGCGUAUGGAAGACCGCAGAGGCUGGGGGUGACGGAGGGGGAGGAGGAGGCAUUGAUGAGUGGGCGGGUUGAGAGAGGAGGAGGAGGAGGAGGUGGACGAGCAGGAGCAGUGACGUCGACGGCGGUAGAUUGGUAUGACUAUCAUCAGCAGCUGUCUUCUGUGGGAGCACUGGCGGCGGUGGCAGCGGUGGCGCAGCAGCAACAACAUCAUCAUCACAGGGGGGGAGGGGCGGCGACGGCGGAAAUGGUGGCGGCGGCGGUGAUGGAUCGCCAGCAGCAGCAGCAGCAGGAGGAGAGAGCGGUGUCCUCCGAAGCCGCGGCGGCGGCUGCUUAUGCGCGCGUAGCGGCGGCGCGCAACGCCGCCGCCGCGCUGUCUUCCGCGAUGCUGGUUCCAACGGCGGCGCCGUCGCCGCCGCAGCCGACUGGCGCAGCCACGUCUUCCGCGGCAAUGGCGGCGGUAGCGGCGGCGGCGGCGGCGACGGGAUACACUCUUCCGGCUGCGGCGGGAAGAAGUUUGAUGGAGGAGGCGGCAGCGCGCGCCUCGAGCGCGGCGGGCGCGGGCUUAGGUCCAGGCAGUGUCAGUGCCGCCGCCGCCGCCGUCGCCGCCAUGUCCAACGGCGGCGGAGGGGGAGUCGGCGUCCAGGUCCCCAUGCAUCAUCACCAUCCUCAUCAUCAUCAGUCCGCGAUUGCCGCGGCGGCGGCGGCGGCGGCGGCGGGAACCGGAAUGGGCGUUCUUGGGGUAGUCAAUCCGUCCGCGGCAAUGGCUCCGCCGGGCCGCCACCAUCUUGCGCCUGCCCCCGUCGCCGCGGUCGCGGCUAUGGAGGCUUUGACAAGGGGAAGAAAGCGCGCCGGCGACGAUGCUUUAGAGAGAACUGUGGAGAGGCGACAGAGAAGAAUGAUAAAAAAUCGAGAGUCGGCGGCCAGGUCGCGCGCAAGAAAGCAGGCUUACACGGUUGAGCUGGAGGCGGAAGUAACUCAGCUCAAGGAGGAGAACCAAAAAUUGAAGAGAAUCCAGGCUGAGGAAGCUCGGGAGAGGGCUCAACAGAUGCUGAGCGUGAUGCAAAAGUCGCAGCCAACGCAGCAGAAGUUACGGAGAACAAAGACGGGGCCAUGGUGAUCCACGUGCCAGUGGAUAUCGAAGCGCAAAGAUAGCGAUAAAGAAGGGAAGGGUUGUUAAAUGGAUUUUCAAGUGAAGAGAGGAGAGAAGAGAAGAGAAGAGAGUUUUUGGUGUUGUGUGCGAUAUCUACACUUGUUGUUUUAGAAGACACUGGAGAGUGGAGAGCAUAGCUGAAAUCCACCCGCGUCUGGUAUGUAUUAACCAAAGUGACCCUAGCGUAGCCAAAAAGGUUGAAGUAUGUGCAGCCAGCAUGUGCUUCUUACAAAAUGUCAUCAUCAGCCUCUAUUCAAGCCGACAAGCUCACCUACCUCUACCCCAUGGCAGUGAGCGUCUGUGUGAUCAAAGGACUGCUUCUUCCUUGAUGCACCACCCCCUCCUCUUGCGGCGAUGUUCUUCCAUUCUUCUUCUUCUUCUUCUUCUUCUUCUUCUUCUUCUUCUUCUGUUUCUUCUCAGGAUUCUCCGCUUGCGGGCAUCGUUCGACUUAUAUGCAGUCGUAGUUCCUAUGUAAUGAACUCUGUUAUGUUAUGUGUUUUAUGACAGCCUUUCGCUGUCUUCCUUAGAUCAAUACCUUCUCUCAUCUCUUCCUUUGUACUGCGAUCUCCUUGUGCUUUUGCUGGAUGGUUUCUUCUCUUUCCUCUCUUCUUCACCCUUUACCAAAUUCAAAUGCGCAACCCGUUGCCCUGUGUGUAUGCGGUCAUGGUUGAGUUAUGGGAUGGGCAUAUUUAGAGGCGCGACAGUAGAGUCAGGUUUUGAUCUCUUGUUCUCGAGGAUCGCCCUCAACCUCCGUCCUUCAGCAAAUGCUUGUCAUCACAGACUAGGCAUGUUAGUUAGUCAGCGUACCUGAACAGCAGCUGGUGCGUGUUCUGCCCUUCUCCCCGCACCCCCUUUGAAUGCCGAAUCACCAUCGAACCCCGUCCUUCAGUGAAAGUCUGUCAUUACAGACUAGGCAUGUUAGUUACUCAGCACACCCGAACAGCAGCUGGUGGCUAUUCUGCCCUUCUCCCCCAACUCCGUUAAAUGCCGAGUCUGUUUCCUCAAGGGCCUGUUUGAGUGCGCUGACGACCAGUUGCCGAAUUACGCCUGCCCUUGCCCUUUAAAGCAGCUUUUAGUUAAUGUCCCAACUUUAGGCUUUUGGAAUGCACAAACACCUCUUGGUUCUGGUCUAUCCCUUAGUCUCAUCUCUUGCGUCGUCUUCGUGAUCCUCGAAUGUAACCUAUAUGUGAUUUGACUAUUCUUCUCUUGCCUUUUCUUUGAUCCCAUCUAUAAUUGGCUUGAAAGUUGGUACACAUCGUUCUUCCCACGUAGUUGGAUUUCCUGAGGCGGGAGGAAUCAGCAAGCCCCUGUGUUGUCGGUACGACUCGGGUACGACCGGGUAAGCACUGUUCCUCCCUGCUGCUGCGGUUUUCUUUUUUUCUGGUUAUUUUCUUUUCCGUCGCCGCUGCUGCGCUCUACUGGAAAUGGACUUCAUGUUUUGCUGUGUUGUUGAUUUUCUGUGAGCGACUCAGUGCUGCAUACCACUCCUUUAGCAGCAUCUCCUCGUCCUCCCUUCAAAGCUGCAUUGGCGCGAAUUCCUGGCUGCGAUUUUUAUGGUUCAUGUUUUGCUAUUUUGUUGAUUUUCUGUCAGCGACUCAGCGCUGCAUACCAGUCCUUUAGCAGCAUCUCCUCGUCCUCCCUUCAAGCUGCAUGGGCGCAAAUUUCUGGCUGCGAUUUUUAUGGUUUUUUAUUGCAAUAUCCUCGAGCUCUGUUUUUCUUUUCCGAUCGUGAUUCGCCCUUCCAGCUUUUCCUGUGCUCGCUGUUGUCAUUGUUUGCUGCGCUUGUCCUCCUCUCGUUUCCUUUUGUCGCAUUUGUUCUUGGGGCGGUGGCGUGAAAAGGUGUUUCGGACCUGACCUCGUGUGUCAAUCAUGUGAUGACAGCGGGCGGUGCUUAUGUAAAUCU
Chara braunii is the source of this 4899-nucleotide messenger RNA. NCBI's taxonomy places the organism in Eukaryota, Viridiplantae, Streptophyta, Charophyceae, Charales, Characeae. The record is from the annotation of a GenBank genome assembly.